Molecule: messenger RNA, 1821 nt
Organism: Entamoeba invadens IP1
Lineage: Eukaryota; Evosea; Mastigamoebida; Endamoebidae
Exons: 4
Coding region: 1-1821 (606 amino acids)
Biological process (GO): proteolysis; cell adhesion
Cellular component (GO): membrane; cytoplasm
Molecular function (GO): metalloendopeptidase activity
Source: RefSeq, a predicted model, not a curated record
AUGGGGGGUGGCAUCCAAUCCGAUUACUCGUAUUCCGCGGUACCUCCUUGUCUAUACGAAAACCAAGCCAUCUCAAUGGGUAUAAUUAACCCAACUAUAUACAGAUGUUUGGCGGACGAUGUGUUGACUCCCGAGAAGGUCGAGUAUAUAUCUAGACUCUUUAAAGCACUCAACGACUCAAUUAGUAGUUACUUCCAAGUGCAUCAAAUCGACUUUAAGAAGCAAGUCGCUGCUGGGAAGUACUGUGGCGAUGCCAAAUUUGAGAGUUCGUAUACCAUCCCAAGUGAUACUGAUUUUCACAUUAUGGUUCUGUCACACCCAUACUCCACUCCAGGCGUGUUGGCGUAUGCUGCAAGUUGCAGUUCGACUUCGGACUACCUUGUGAAUCGUCAGCGCCCUGUUUUGGGGUAUGUCAAUGUUGUUACAAAACAACUCAAAUUGUCGGAAGACAACUUCAGAGACCAACUUGGUGUUGUGUUCCAUGAGUGUAUGCAUGCAAUGGGGUUUGAUGGAGACUUAGCAGUCGACAAGCAGGUUGGUGAUUUAAACCUUCGAGUAAUCACUGACGAGAUCGUUGUUUCUCGCGCACGAAAACAUUUCAAUUGUCCGAACAUGUCAUACGUUCCACUCGAAGAUGGUGGAGGGAGUGGGACUGCUGGGUCGCAUUGGGAGCGUCGGUUAUUCAUAUCAGAAAUCAUGAAUGGGAUAGCAUCGACCAAUCCCCGGGUGAGUGAAUUUACACUUGCGUACUUUGAAGCGAUGUUGGUGUACAAAGUGAAUUACGACCAAGCCGACGCAUUCUCUUGGGGAAGGAAUGAAGGGUGUUCUUUCUUGUAUAAUUGUUCGGAAUGGAGGAAACAAAAUGGGUAUCGCUGUAUGAGUGGUGUAAGGAGGUGUACCAAUGAUCGAUCGGGUGUUGGCGUAUGUGAUGGGAAUACGUUUAAAGAGACUUUGAAUAGCUCGUAUCAACACUAUGGAAGUCCAAACAUUGGAGGAAAUGAUGAAAUAGCAGAUAAUUGCAUUUUUGUUUCUUCAUUAUCAAGUGGGUCAUGCUUCAAAAGUGUAUCGCCACUCACUAUGGACUAUUACAUUGGAACGGAAAUGCUCAACCAUGGACAGGGACACGGUCCAAAUGCACUUUGUUUUGAAAGUUCAUUAAUUAAGGCGAUUCCGUUUGGCAUCAGCAAUUCACACUGUUACAACGUCUCGUGUUUCAACAAUUCGUAUUACAAAGUGAGUGUCGAUGGGAAGUACUACACGUGCAAAGACAGACUUUAUGUGAGAGGGUUUGGUGGGUUGUUAGAAUGUGCAGAUCCGAAAGAUAUUUGCGGAGUGACUGGUGUGACAGACUGGCCAGAAGUAGAAAGUGUGAGUCAGAGUGUUGUUCAGCUAGACACUGAAGUGGUUUUGUAUGGAACACACUUGGACAACGUUGUUAAAGUUGAACAUAUGGUCGUAUUCAAAGUUGAUUACAGAGACCCGUACGUCAAAUCCGUUCAGUUCAAAGUAUCGCUUCAAGUGUAUGUGAAUGAGACAGUUAACUCGUGUUAUGACGAUUUCAUCACAUUAGACCUUCCAAUAAAAUACAUGUUUUUAAACCUAGGAGAUUGGACAAUGAAGAAUUACAUAUUCUUUGCAGUCUUCCCUGUGUGGAUCAUUGCUAUUUGUAUGUUGAUUGGGUAUGGUGUAUUAAGUCGAGUCGUUGAGAGACAAAUGACAGAGAUCGUUGAGGUGCGUAAAGAGAUCAAUGAUAAGCUUAAUAGGUCGGAUCCCUCCAAAAAGAAGAAAAGAUGUUGCAAUUGUUGUUGUGAGAUACUCUAA